AAUAGAUUAAACGGAAAUGCUGUAGCCACUGAUCGACGUAAUCAAAUGCGCAAAAAACAAUUAGAACACGAAGAAAUAAUGAUUCGUCAACAACAAAAUGCUAAAAAAAUAUUUAAUAAUAAAAUUGAAGAACAACAACAAAAACUACAAGAAACACCAAAACACCAACAAAUAUUAACUAAUGGAACUAGUACUUUACACAAACAAAUAGUGGUGGAACCUUCAAAACAAAGAUUGGAAAUGAAUGCAACGUUGGAUGAAAUGUCUGAUAAAUUCCAACAAAGUUUAAAUAUUGAAGCUAAAAAACAACAAAAAAUAUCAGAAAUGAAUGUUAUAAAACCUGAAAAGUUGGAAUUAGAAAAGGAAAAUAUUGAUGAGCCUUCAUCACCGGAAGAAAUAAAACCUCCUCCCGUUAAAGCACCCCCUCCAAUGAUCCCAACAAAUAUAUUCUCUCCAACUGAACACAAAAGUAUGGACUUCCCUGAACCUCCACCAGUUAAAGAAUUAACACCGCCUCCCCCUGAACCUUCUAAACCUAAAAAGGUAAUUAUUGCUGAUGAUGAUGAUGGAGGUGGCGGUGGAGGGUUUGCAGCGAUGCUUCAACGAAGGGCAAAGAAAAUGGAGAGUGGAUCAAAUCUUCGAAAAUUGGUUGAACCUAAAGCUUCGGAAUCUGAACAAAAAUGGAAAGAAGCUGGGGAAAGACUUAAAGAGAAACCUAUGAUAAUUAACGAUCUAGACUUCUCAGAAUUUAUUUCUGAUUUUGAACAAGAUCCUCUUGUUUUGACUAAAAUGGCGCAAAUGGCACAGGAUAGGGGAUUGUUGCCUGGCGGCGGUGGAGCACCUCCUCCACCUCCACCAUUAGUUGGAGCACCUCCCCCACCACCUCCUCCAAUGGCUGGAAGCGUUCCUCCACCUCCACCAAUGGGUCUUCAAGCUCCAGGCUCAGGAAAUCGUUCACUUCGGGAGCCUUCUCCAGGCCCAUCUUCUUCUAAAAAUUCUUUACUUAAAUUACAUUGGAAAGAAGCACAACACGAAGCCCCUCCAGUACCUGCCUUAAAAAGGAAAGGAACAUUUUGGUCAAAAGUAUCUGGACAGCCAGCACAGAUUGAUACAACAAAGUUGGCUAGACUUUUUGAACAAAAACCGAAAGAAGUUGUUGUUAAGAAAACCGGAACAGAAUCAAAACCACAAAUGUUACAAGUAUUAUCAGUCAAACGUUCCCAAGCCAUCAAUAUUGGAUUAACUAAAUUGCCCCCUGUAAAUGUCAUCCCAACAGCUAUUAGAAAAUUCGAUGCAACAGUUUUAAAUAAAGAGGGAAUUGAAAAAAUUCUUUCAACAAUGAUGCCAAGUUUAGAGGAAGUUGAAAGAAUUCGUGAAGCCCAAGCAGAACAGCCAGAUACUCCCCUCGGGCCUGCUGAACAAUUUAUGCUUUCUUUAUCAGAAAUUGAUUGUUUAUUGGAAAGAUUACGUUUGUGGUUAUUUAUGUUGGAUUAUCAAAAUGUGGAGCAGGAAGUUGCUGAUGCUUUGAUGGAAUGGAAUAAUGCAAUGAAACAGGUGGAAGAAUCAAAAACUUUCCGUGCUGCAAUGGGAAUGCUUUUAGCCAUUGGAAAUGCUUUGAAUGGCACAGAUAUAAAAGCAUUUCAAUUGGAUUAUUUAUCUCGCGCUUCUGAAGUUAAAGAUCCAGUACAUAAAUACCCUUUAACACAUCAUUUGGCAGAAUAUAUGAUUGACCAUUAUACAGAGGGAAGUGAUAUGUAUUCUGAAUUGGGUUCUGUCUCUAGAAGUUCUCGAUUAGAUUUUGAAGCAUUUUUUGAUAAUCUAAAAAAGAUGGAACAAGAUUGCAAGAAUUGUUUUGAUUAUGUUGCUAAAAUCUCACAAAAAGAUAAUAAUAGUUCGAUGAAAAAGAAAGUUAAUGAUUUCCUUACUGAAGUAGCUGAACGUAUUCAUCGACUUAAACAUGUUCAGAGAACUACUGCACAUAGAUGGAAUGCUUUUCUACUUUAUUUUGGUUAUUCUCCAAGUGAAGUUAAAGAUCAAAAACCUGUAAAUGUAUUUAAAAUGGUUAUUGAAUUUGCAUUAGAAUAUCGAACAGCUCGAGAUAAAAUAUUACAAACACGUAAACGUUUAGCUGAUAAACGUGAAAGGAAUAAAACAAGGGGAAUGAUGAUUGGGGCUGCACAAAAUGUUGCUGGAAAUGUAAUAAAUAAACGGAGAGGGGCAAAGGAAGGGGGUGCUGAAUUAAUGACUGAUAAAGAGAGACACCAAGAAAUGUCUCGUUUAUUAACCGGCGGUGGAGGGUUAUCAAACGGUGAUGAAACUUUAACUCGAAAGAAAUUGGGAACUACUAGGCCAUCACAAAGGCCAAUUAAUGCUGCAGAAAUUGUUGGAGGGGAUGAUUAUAAUGAUGAACUGCUUGAUGGGGUUGUUCGUACUGUGACGGCACAGACUGACACGCGUGAAGCUGGAAGGAGAAGGGCGAGAGUGUUACAUAGAAAAUCUCUUCGACGUACUCGAACAAUUCAACAAGAACAACUGGUUGAUUUAAAUAAUGGUCACAAUGUUACCUUAAGUUAA
Meloidogyne enterolobii is the source of this 2574-nucleotide messenger RNA. The record is from the annotation of a GenBank genome assembly. Lineage: Eukaryota; Metazoa; Nematoda; Chromadorea; Rhabditida; Meloidogynidae.